ACGGAUGUUUUUACUGUAACUUAUACAGUAAGUUUAACGUAUAAUCAUGCCUGGCUCUCAAGGAGUCCUUGCUUUGUGCGAAAAUACCACGGAAGUGUUUUUGGACGUCUCUAAAUUGCUCAUUACAUACGCGGACAACAUCCUAAGGAACCCAAAUGAGGAGAAGUACAGAUCAAUUCGUAUUGGAAACCCAACAUUCUCCACCAAGCUUCUGCCUGUAAAAGGAGCAGUUGAAUGUCUCUUUGAGAUGGGAUUUGAGGAGGCUGAAACCCACCUGGUGUUUCCGAGGUCAGCAUCUGUGGAGAAGCUGAGGCAGGUGCGGGAGACGAUCGCUGCUGAGAGAGACCAGAGACUUGGUGCGAGCAAUACUGCGUCCAGUCCACAGAAUGCCAGCGUUCCUCCAGUUCCUGCACCUCCACCAUCACUAUCCUCCACUGCUUCUGCAGGCCCUGCUGCUGCUGCCGUCCCUACACCUGCACCUGCUUCUAUACCAUUCACUUCAAGCAGUGCUACAUUCCAAAGAACAGUACAGUCAAACUUUCAACAUGUGUUAGUGUAUGAGGAUCCUGAAUUACAGCAGAAAGCUCUGGAAUGCAUACCUCAUGAACUGCUCAGGUCCAGGGCUAAAGAACGACUGAAACAAGCCAAUGAUGCAGAUGCAGCAUGCAGUCUAGGUGAAGAAGACAUGUUAGUUCUUGACCUGCUGCAGUGGUUCAAAAGUGACUUCUUUUCCUGGGUGGAUAAUCUGCCAUGUAUACAGUGUGGAGGUAAAACCCAGCCUUCCGGAUCCCUCUCCCCGUCCAGUGAUGACCUGCACUGGGAUGCAGGCCGUGUAGAGAACCACUUUUGUCAUACUUGCCAACUCUCCACUAGAUUCCCAAGGUACAAUAACCCAGAGAAGCUUCUAGAGACCAGGAAAGGACGUUGUGGGGAAUGGGCCAACUGUUUCACCCUGCUCUGCAGAGCCUUAGGCCUUGAAGCCAGAUAUAUCUGGGACAGCACAGAUCACGUGUGGACAGAAGUGUACUCUCAGUCUCAGCGCCGCUGGAUACACUGUGACCCUUGUGAGAAUGCAUGUGAUAAACCCCUCCUGUAUGAAGUUGGCUGGGGCAAGAAACUCUCCUACAUCCUGGCCUUCUCCAAGGAUCAGGUGGCAGAUGUAACGUGGAGAUACUCCUGUAAGCACCCAGAGGUUCUGUCCAGACGCACACAAGUCCAGGAGACGUGGCUGCUUCAUAUGCUUAACAAACUCAACGCUGAGAGGCAGCAGUUUCUAGGAGCAGAGAGAAAGCAGCAGCUGUUGCAAAGGCUGCUGGUGGAGCUGGUGGAGUUUAUUUCUCCUAAAAGUCCUCAACCUGGAGAACUGGGUGGCCGCAUGUCAGGAUCCCUGGCUUGGAGAGCAGCUCGAGGAGAAACUGGUGCAAGCAAUGCUAAAGAGGACACACAGGAAAAUGUCUUCACACCCUCAGAAUCUGAGAAGGAAAGCAAACGCUUCCACAUUUGUUACAAUGUGACCAAAGACUGUUACUACAGAGUGAGCAAUGGCCAAGAGACUAUUCAAGGAUGGCAGAAAGGGGCCUGGAGGACAGAAAACAUGUUCAGGAAAGAAGAGCAUGACUGGCAGAUGGUGUAUCUGGCACGAACAGAGGGCGCUUCCUUUGGGAGGAUGAGCUGGAAGUUCAACUGCGCUCCAGCAGGAAUGAAGAUGAAAUCAGCAUCAGUCCGAGCCUUCAGUCAGACCUUCCAUUCAGGCACUGUGCGUUGGAGUUUAAGUACCAACGAGACCACCACAGAAUUCCCUGGAGAUGGUGAACUGCACUCAUUUUCAAAUGUGUCCGGAGGCACAGAGCUGAUUGUGGAGGCCGAGCUCACUGGAGGAGAUGGCAGCACUUCAUGGCAACACGCUCAGCUCUUCAGACAGAGUUUAAAAGACACAGAGAAAGUUCUAUUUGAAGUGAUGGUUGAGUUGGAAAAGUCUUGAUGAGAGACCGGCAUGUGUGAAUUGAUAUUUCUUGCACGUAUGCUUAUAAAAUGAACUUUCCUAAGGUUUCUUUUAAACGCAACUCUGUAAACAAGUUGUAUUUCCUUUUUUCAAAACUCUGCAUUAAAGGAACAGUUCAC
Danio rerio (zebrafish) is the source of this 2121-nucleotide messenger RNA. It is a transcript of the gene ngly1, whose product is annotated as N-glycanase 1. Gene Ontology annotation, biological process: glycoprotein catabolic process. The record is from RefSeq and is marked provisional. Gene Ontology annotation, molecular function: peptide-N4-(N-acetyl-beta-glucosaminyl)asparagine amidase activity. Gene Ontology annotation, cellular component: cytoplasm. Lineage: Eukaryota; Metazoa; Chordata; Actinopteri; Cypriniformes; Danionidae.